This is a messenger RNA of Drosophila sechellia, 548 nucleotides long. RefSeq lists its product as uncharacterized. The coding region runs from base 98 to 424 and encodes 108 amino acids. The transcript has a single exon. The record is from RefSeq and is a predicted model, not a curated record. Lineage: Eukaryota; Metazoa; Arthropoda; Insecta; Diptera; Drosophilidae.
AUACACACUCAUACUUGUCUGAAUUUUUUGUAAUUUAUUCUAAUAAUACAAUAAGCUAAACGUUAAGCACUUUAAUACUGUCAACAACUGAUUAGUCAUGGAUGACACAUUAUCAACGGUAGAAGGGGGGAUGGCGGAAACGUCCUCCUGGAGCACCACGAUCGCCACCACCACCACCACAGAGGCUGCCAAGGCGGGUAGCAUGGCUCUCGGUAUCAUUGUCCUGAUCGUUGUUAUGGUGCUCCUCUGCUGCCUGCUCAUCAUCUGUCUGCCGCUCCUGUGCCUGUGCGGCUGCUGUGUACUCCCCUGCUCCGCGUGCCUCGCCUGCGACGAAGGAUGUUGUGGUGAUGAUGGUGAAGGCGGCGGGGGUGGAUGUUGCGAUUGUGGCGACGGCUGCGGGGACUGCAGCUUGGACGAUGAUUAAUUGAAGUUUCUAUUAAUAUGUUCGUAGUGCUAGGAUAUGCGAUUUAAAAUCCUAUAAAUUGAAUGUGCCCAGAUACAGAUUCACUAGGAGCAUCCAUAUGCUCAUUGGAAAAAUUUUAGUCUAU